Molecule: messenger RNA, 821 nt
Organism: Schistosoma spindalis
Lineage: Eukaryota; Metazoa; Platyhelminthes; Trematoda; Strigeidida; Schistosomatidae
Source: the annotation of a GenBank genome assembly
AUGACUAAGAUACGGGCGUCAAAGCUACGUAGUAAACCAGAGUCUGAACUACAGAAGCAACUUGGGGAGCUUAAGACGGAACUUGGCAAUCUUCGUUUGUAUCGGGUAACGAGAGGCGCAUCCUAUCAUGGAAAAUUGAAGAAAAUCCGGACACUAAGAAAGUCCAUUGCUCGUGUAUAUACAGUUAUUCACCAGGCUCAAAAACUCCGCCAACGUGAAGCUUAUCGUUCCAAGAAAUAUGUUCCCAAAGAUUUGAGACCUAAGAAGACCAGAGCAAUACGCAGAAGGCUUACGAAGAAAGAGCAAUCAAUUCAUUCUGCGCGUUCGAUGCGCAAAGCACGUUCCUUCCCUCCUCGUGUAUUUGCUGUUAAGUGCUAAGUAAUAAAAGUCAAAUUUCGUUCGUGGAUGUACUCUUUGCUUUUACCUAAGUUGCUUAUCUCCUGGAUGCUAGAUUUGUUAAUGUAAACGUUAGUUCAGUUGGCUGCAUGUGAUUUUGUACCUUUAAAAUCUAGUUAAGUAAGGUCUCCGAACUGCUACUUAUCAAAUAUAUCAGCGAAGUCUGACCAAUCGUCAAUGAUGCGAUUUGCGUCGAUUGUUACACAUUAGUGAGUAGUCGCAGUGCUAGUAUUAUGACAUGAUUACCAGUGUUUGUCCCCAAUGCUUACAAAAAUGACGAUCCUAAUUUGUGUUGUACCUUGAUUUAUAUCCUAUGGUCACUGAAUACGUGUUCAGUAUUGCUUGUUUGCAUUUUCGAUAUCCGGUUACGAUUAUUGAAAUCUCAUAAUGUUCAUACCAUACUACAAAUCAGUUGACUUGUUGCA